AUGUGGAGACCAGCAACCCGUGAGGUUUCAGGAACAAACGAAAUUCCAUUGGGCAACCGCCGUCGGUUCGGCCCUGCGCCCGUCGAAGACGCCGCGCCGCCUCAGCUCGCGCAGCCGUCGCCGUCCGCGUACCCUCGCCCCCAACCUCAAAAUGACAGAGAAGGCUCACGUUCGGACCGCGGAGACACUCCUACCGCCAACGGUGCAGCUAUUGACCCUAAUGCUCCUCGGAAGCGUCGCAGCCGUUGGGGUGACGCCAAGACCGAAAUUCCUGGUCUACCCACAGCUAUCAACGCCAACGGUGUCUCACAGGCUCACCUCGAUAACUAUGCCAUCCACCUCAGAUUGGAAGAGAUCAACCGCAAGUUGCGUUUGAAUGACUUCAUUCCGCCUGAGCGUGAACGCUCUGCCUCUCCUCCCCCUACGUAUGAUGCUCACGGUCGUCGUACUAACACCCGUGAGGUGAGAUACCGCAAGAAGCUCGAGGAAGAGCGUAUCCGGCUCGUCGACCGUGCCAUGAAAAACGACCCCAACUUCCGUCCCCCCGUGGAGUAUCAUCAGAUGAAACGCUCCCAGCGUCCUUCCGACAAGGUCUACAUCCCAGUCAAGGAGUUCCCUGAGAUCAACUUCUUCGGGCUCCUAGUUGGGCCUCGUGGUAACAGUUUGAAGAAGAUGGAACGGGAGAGCGGUGCCAAGAUCAGUAUCCGCGGCAAGGGCUCCGUGAAGGAGGGGAAGACUAGACCUGAUCAGUUCGCUGAAGAUGCCGAAGAAGAUCUUCACUGUCUUGUUACUGCUGACUCUGACGACAAAGUCUCCGCCUGUGUCAAGAUGAUCAACAGAGUCAUCGAGACGGCUGCCUCUACCCCCGAAGGUCAGAAUGAUCACAAGCGUAACCAGCUUCGUGAACUAGCUGCUCUGAACGGUACGCUUCGUGACGACGAGAACCAGAUCUGCCAGAACUGCGGAGGCGUCGGUCACCGGAAGUACGACUGCCCAGAACAGCGCAACUUCACCGCGAACAUCAUCUGCCGCGUUUGUGGUAGUGCUGGUCACAUGGCUCGUGACUGCACUGUCAACAGGGACCCGAACGCAGUGCAUGCCCCGCCUAACCCCAACAUGAUCAAGGGCGGAUUCGACUCGGAGUACGCUAGCCUGAUGGCUGAGCUCGGCGAGACAGGGAAGGGUCCGGGUGGGGAUGCUGGGAGGUUACCGUGGACAGGGUCGGCCGGACACGACAUCACAGCAGGAGGCUCAAACAUUCCCCCUUGGCGGCGUCCCGAGGUGUGGCAGAGCGCUGUUCCUUCUAACACGCAGGGCGGUGGUGGCGGUGGUGGCCCCGGCGGCGGAGGUGGCUACCGCCCUCAAGGAGGAGGCUCGUACAACGGCUACGGAUCUGCGCCAGGCUACGGUGCUGGCGCUGGCGGCGGUGCUGGUGCUGGUGCCGCUCCUGCCUGGGGCGGUCAGGCUGCUGCUGGAUACGGCCAAGGCGCUAACUCCGGCUACUACCCCCAGUCGCAGGACUACGGCGCCGGCUACGCCCAGUACUACCAGAACCAGUACUCGCAGCAGCAGAUCAGCACACCAACGCAGUAA
Messenger RNA from Trametes versicolor FP-101664 SS1, 1593 nucleotides. RefSeq lists its product as uncharacterized. Gene Ontology annotation, biological process: regulation of mRNA splicing, via spliceosome. NCBI's taxonomy places the organism in Eukaryota, Fungi, Basidiomycota, Agaricomycetes, Polyporales, Polyporaceae. The transcript has 5 exons. Gene Ontology annotation, molecular function: mRNA binding; zinc ion binding. Gene Ontology annotation, cellular component: nucleus. The record is from RefSeq and is a predicted model, not a curated record. The coding region runs from base 1 to 1593 and encodes 530 amino acids.